UCCUUCAGGCGGAAGUAGACCCUGCAACUUUUCCUCCCCUUCCAACUUGUUUGACUUGCGCACUAGCUGGCAGGGUGUAGUCUGCUCGGAUCCAGCUCCUCUCCUUUCCCCAGCUUCUCCCCUUUUUCCCUCCAGCUGUGUUUUUUUCAUGGCGCUGGUCUUAAACUCGUAAAUUGAGGCGGUAAAAGCGGUGGAUGUUCGCCGGAGAGAGAGAGCGCAGGACCGGGACACAAGUGCAGCAAAGUUUCGCCGCAGUGUUUCUCUCUGCAGCGACCCGACCGUCCCGCAUGAUCCAGCCCUCCGUAGCUGGAGAGUCGCCGCUACAACUUUCUACGGGCGAUUAUUUAUUUAUCUGAGCGGUUUGUGAGCUUUUUAGAACUUUUCUGAGGACGACGGACACGCGCCACCAGCUUUUCCAACUUCUCCUGCUCCUCUAGCUCCAGCUCCACGAACACCAUAACGUUACCAUGUCCCGUCUGGCCCUCGUCGUGAGCGCGCUCGCUCUGACUCUGUGGGCUACGUGCAGCCGCGCGGCCAUGGACGAGUGCGCGGACGAGUCCGGGCGGCCUCAGCGCUGCAUGCCCGAGUUCGUGAAUGCCGCCUUUAACGUGACCGUGGUCGCCACCAACACCUGCGGCUCGCCGCCCGAGGAGUACUGCGUGCAGACCGGCGUCACCGGAGUCACCAAGUCCUGCCACAUCUGCGACGCCCGGGACCCGAGGCAGCACCACAGCGCGGUCUACCUCACCGACUACAACAACCAGGCGGAUACCACCUGGUGGCAAAGCCAGACCAUGCUGGCGGGCAUCCAGUACCCCAACUCCAUCAACCUCACCCUGCAUCUAGGAAAGGCCUUUGACAUCACCUAUGUUCGCCUGAAGUUCCACACCAGCCGUCCAGAGAGCUUUGCCAUCUACAAGCGCACGCGUGAGGGCGGGCCCUGGACCCCGUACCAGUACUACAGCGGCUCCUGCGAGAAAACCUACAGCAAGCUGAACCGAGGCUUCAUCCGCACUGGUGAAGAUGAGCAGCAGGCGCUUUGCACGGACGAGUUCAGUGACAUCUCACCACUCACCGGUGGAAACGUGGCCUUUUCCACACUCGAGGGCCGACCGAGCGCGUACAACUUCGACAACAGCCCUGUACUGCAGGACUGGGUGACGGCCACAGACAUCCGGGUGACCCUGAACAGGCUGAACACCUUCGGAGAUGAAGUCUUCAACGAUCCCAAGGUCCUCAAGUCCUACUAUUAUGCCAUCUCCGAUUUUGCUGUGGGAGGAAGGUGCAAGUGUAACGGCCACGCCAGCGAGUGUGUGAAGGACGAGUACAGCAAGCUGGUGUGUAACUGCAAGCACAACACCGAGGGGGACGACUGCGGCGUCUGCAAGCCCUUCUACAACGACCGGCCCUGGAGGAGAGCCACGGCCGACAACCCCAACGAGUGUCUGCCAUGCAACUGCAACGGGAAGAGCGGCGAGUGCUACUUCGACUCGGAGCUGUACCGAGCCACGGGUCACGGAGGCCACUGCCGGAACUGCGCAGACAACACAGAUGGGCCCAACUGCGAGCGCUGUCUGGAUAAUUACUACCGAGAUGGAUCGGGCCAGCGCUGUCUGCCCUGCAGCUGUAACCCCGUGGGCUCUCUCAGCACCCAGUGUGACAUUACAGGUCGCUGCAGCUGCAAACCCGGCGUGAUGGGAGACAAGUGCGACCGCUGCCAGCCUGGAUACCAUACAUUGACUGAGGCGGGCUGCAGCCCCUGCUCCUGCAACCCUGCUGGAAGCACUCAGGAGUGUGAUGUGAAUACAGGACGCUGCCAGUGCAAGGACAACGUGGAUGGCUUCAACUGUGACAGGUGUAAACUGGGCUACUUUAACCUGGACCCUCAGAAUCCUCAGGGCUGCACACCAUGCUUCUGCUUCCAUCAUUCCACAGUGUGUGAGAGUGCAGAUGGCUACAGCAUACAUACCAUCACCUCCAACUUCGAUCGGGAUGAUGAAGGCUGGAAGGGUAAGCAGAGAGACGGCUCCAGUGUUCCAGUGCAGUGGUCCUUAGCUUCUCAGGAAAUCUCCCUCAUCUCUGAUGACUACUUCCCCAUGUACUUUGUGGCACCAGCGAAAUUCCUUGGUAACCAUUUGCUGAGCUACGGACAGAACCUCACUCUGAACUUCCGGGUGGAUCGGCGUGACGCUCGUCUCUCUGCUGAGGAUGUGAUGCUGGAGGGGGCGGGGCUGCAAGUUGCUGUGCCCCUAAUUGCACAGGGAAACUCUUAUCCUGGAGAGCAGAUGCAGACUUUUGUUUUCAGACUCCAUCAGACUACAGACUAUCCCUGGAGGCCAGUGCUGACACACGGAGACUUCCAGAAGCUUCUCCACAACCUUACCUCCAUCAAAAUCCGUGGUACCUACAGUGAGAGAAGUGCUGGGUACUUGGAUAACGUGUCUUUGGUGAGUGCACGGCGCGGUCCUGGAACUCCAGCGCGCUGGGUGGAGAAGUGUACGUGUCCUCCGGGUUACGUGGGUCAGCACUGUGGUCAGUGCGCUCUGGGAUACAGGAGGAGCAGGCCUGAGCUGGGUCUCUACAGCCCCUGUGAGCCCUGUAACUGCAACGGACACAGCGAAACCUGCGACCCUGCAACAGGAAUGUGUAACUGCCAGGAUAAUACUGCAGGAAUGAGCUGUGAAAGGUGUAAGGACGGCUUUUACGGCGAUGCUACAGUUGGAUCAUCUUCUGAUUGUAAACCCUGCCCGUGUCCCUCAGGGGCCACAUGUGCACUUGUGCCCAAAACCAAGGAGGCGGUGUGCACCAACUGCCCAGCAGGCACUACAGGUAAGCGCUGUGAGCUGUGUGAUGACGGUUUCUUCGGUGACCCGCUGGGAAAGAGCGGUCCAGUCCGAGCCUGCAGGGAGUGUAAAUGCAGCAGCAACAUCGACCCUAAUGCCGUAGGAAACUGCGACAGAGAGACUGGAGAGUGUCUGAAGUGCAUCUACAACACAGACGGCUUCUUCUGUGAUCGCUGUAAAGAGGGCUUCUACGGCAACGCUCUGGCCACCAACGUCGCUGACAAAUGCAAACCUUGUUCCUGCUCUCCAUACGGUACUGUGGACCAGCAGACCACCUGCAUGCAGGUGACUGGUGAGUGCACGUGUUUACCCCACGUCACCAACCGAGACUGCAGCGCCUGCCAGCCUGGAUUCUACAACCUGCAGAGCGGAAAGGGCUGUGAACGUUGUAACUGCAACCAGAUCGGCUCUACUAACGGUCAUUGUGACAUUGUGAGCGGGCAGUGUGAGUGUCAGCCGGGGGUCACAGGUCAGCAGUGUGAGCGCUGUGAGGUCAACUUUUUCGGAUUCAGCACCUCUGGCUGUAAACCCUGUGACUGUGACCCUGAGGGCUCUCGGCUGGCGCAGUGCAGAGAGGACGGGCGCUGUGAGUGUCGUCCAGGCUUCGUGGGAGCUCGUUGUGAUAUGUGUGAAGAGAAUUACUUCUACAACCGCUCUACUCCAGGCUGCCAGCAGUGCCCCAACUGCUACAGCCUCGUGAGGGACAAGGUGAACCAGCACAGACAGAAACUUCAUGACCUGCAGACUCUGAUCGACAACCUCGGCACCCAGGACACAGUGAGCGAUAAGGCUUUUGAGGAUCGUCUGAAAGAAGCUGAGAAGGCCAUCAUGGAUUUACUGAAGGAGGCACAGGCCAGCAAAGAUGUGGACAAAGGCCUCUUGGAUCGUCUUAAGGGCAUCAACAACACUCUGACCACCCAGUGGAACCGCCUGCAGAACAUUAGGAACACUGUGGAUAACACUGGUACUCUGGCGGAUAAAGCUCAGAACAGAGUGCGCGAGGCGGAGAAACUCAUCGACCGAGCCAGAGAUGAGCUGGACAAGGCAAAGGACGCCAUCAGCAAAGUGGAUAUCAAAACUCCGACAACCACUGGAGAUCCCAACAAUAUGACCCUCCUCGCUGAAGAGGCUCGCAACCUGGCAGAGAAGCAUAAGCUAGAAGCUGAUCAAAUAGAGAAGACUGCGAAAGAUGCCAACGACACUUCUACCAAAGCUUACAACUUACUGAAGAAGACUCUGGAUGGCGAGAAUAAGAUCAACAGUGACAUUGAUGAACUCAACAAGAAAUACAGUGAGGCAAAGGAUCUGGCAAAGAACCUGGAGAAACAAGCCAGUAAGGUGCAAGCUGAAGCAGAAGAGGCGGGAAACAAAGCUCUGAAGAUCUACGCCAACCUGACGAGCCUGCCACCCUUCGACGUCAAGUCCCUGGAGGAUGAGGCCAGCAAAAUAAAGAAGGAAGCGUCAGACCUGGAUAAACUUAUUGACAAGACUGAGAAGGAGUACAAUGAUCUGAGAGACGACCUGAAGGGUAAAGAGAACGAAGUGCGCAAACUGCUGGAGAAGGGGAAGACCGAGCAGCAGACGGCGGAUCAGCUGCUGGCGCGGGCGGAUGCAGCCAAGGCCCUGGCAGAGGAGGCAGCAAAGAAAGGGCUUUCCACUUACCAGGAGGCCCAGGACAUUCUCAGCAAUCUCAGAGACUUCGAUAAGAGAGUAAAUGACAACAAAACCGCAGCAGAGGAGGCCAUGAAACGUAUCCCAGAAAUCAAAGCCAUAAUCAACGCAGCUAACGACAAGACCCGCCAGGCCGACGCCGCGCUGGGAAACGCAGCAGCUGAUGCUAAAGACGCCAAAUCCAAAGCAGAGGAAGCUGAGAAAAUCGCCAGCAAUGUGCAAAAGGGUUCAGCUAAAACUAAAGCAGAUGCAGAGAAGGCGUUUGAAGAUACUAUGAAACUGGAUCAGGAGGUGAACGACAUGAUGAAGCAGCUGGCGGCUGCAGAGAAAGAGCUCGGCGAGAAGAAGAAGGAGGCAGACAAUGACAUGAUGAUGGCUAGCAUGGCCUCUGAUAACGCAAAGACAGCUGAGGAGAACGCCCGGAAAGCCAAAGACGCUGUCCGCACUGUCCUCGGCACAAUCAACGAUUUACUCGGCCAGCUCGGCAACAUCGAUAAAGUGGACCUGACCAAACUGGACCAGAUCGACAGCUCCCUGAAGGACGCCAAGGACAAGAUGGAGGGCAGCGAGCUGGACAAGAAGCUCAACGAUCUGAACGACAUCGCCAAGGGCCAGGAGGCCAUGAUCAAUGACUACGACCGGCAGAUCCGCGAGAUCCGCGCCGACAUCGCCAACCUCAACGACAUCAAGAACACUCUUCCUGAAGGCUGCUUCAACACGCCGUCUCUAGAGCGGCCUUAACCUCGCUCCUCCUCCUCACUCCAAAACCUCCCUCUUCUCCUCUGUUCCUCGUCUGUGCCACACCUUUCGCCAUCUAACACUCGGGGGGGCAGGACGCCACCCUUUACCAAAACAGCUUUUCCUCUCUUUUUUUUUUCUUCUUUUUUUCUUUCAAGUCUUGGUUGUUUUUAGCUUUGUUUUUUUAUUUUAUUUCUACGUGUUUAGAGAUAAAAGCAGCUCUUUUACGCCUUUUUAUUUUUGUCUUUUGGAUAUGCAGCGUCGCUACAAGGUGAAGAAAACUCUGUAUCGAAAAAUAUAUGGAAAUGGCUCGCACUGAUGUUGAGUUGUGUGCGUCCUCACUGCAGCCUGACUUAGGAGAGGAAGCCUCUGUAUAGAGUCGAAUGUGAUCCCACAUGACUGCACCACCUCCACUUCUUCUUCUUCUUCAUCCUCCUCCUCCUCAUCAUAGUGUCUCUCAGCUCGUCUGCCCUCCUGCAUUACGAUAAAGCUGUGAAGGCUGCCUGUCCGCCUCGACCAGAGGGGGACAUCGUUCCGGGGACAUCGUUCCGCCGCCUUCAGGAGGGGCGUGGUUUUAUUGUUUUUUUUUGUUGUUGUUUGUUUUUAGUUUUUUAAGCUAUUGUGUCCAACCAUUACACUACACUACUCUACACUGAUCCUGAUAUACUGCUUUCAUUGGUUCAGAAAACGGACAGUGAAGGAAUCUUCUGCUGUGUCUUCUCUUUGUCAUCUGUCUUCAUUUCUUUCUCUCUCUCUCUCUUUCUCUUAUUCUCUCUCUCUCAAGUUACAAGCCCCAUCCUGUGCGAUGGUCCUGUAGAGAGAGAUUUAAUUAACCCACACUUCAGUAUUGAGAGCUUGACUUGAGUCGGUCCACAUGUGCCUCUUAACCAUAAACAGUGACAUUGUGCUCAUGGUCUAAAUGCAUUUCAUGUACACUACAUAAAUCAUGUUCAUAUGUUUAAUAUUUUAUUUUUGUUUUAUUUUAUUUUUUUAAUUCCCAGAAGCUGCUGCUUUUCUGUGUACUGCAAAUCACGUUAACCUCUUUUUUUUUUUUCUUGUUUCGUUUUCUUGUUUUAAUUUCCCUUCAAGACAAAAUCCAACACUAUGCAACUUUGUACAUUUUGCGUAGCAAGACGUUUAUCUGAUACACUGGUGCUAAUAACUAUUUCAAAUGUUAUAUUUUUGUGUGAAUGUUUUUUUUAUUAUUAUUAUGAUAUAGAGUGAGGAUUUGUUAUUUGUGUAAAUAUAUGCAUAAAUGUUUUCAGGAAUGGCUGAUUUAAAAUAAAAAUAAAAUCUACUACAAAAAAACACACAAAAAAAAGCUACGAUCCAACCAGCCACCUCAUAGGUUAUUUCACAAGAGAGAAAAAGAAAUCAGUUGAAACCUCCACCUCCGUAAUAAUAUAUAAAUAUAUAUAUAAAAUGUUCUGUGGUAUAAUAUGCUUGCUUGUAUACAUGGCUCCGUUUUGUUGCCUCAUAGCUUCGCCGUUUAUUUUAAUUUUUGUGAUUUAAAUUGCGACGGGUGGUUUUUAAAGUCGACGAUGGAUGAUGCUUUGGCGAGAAGAGUCCUCACCCUUAACUCGACUGUCCGAACAGUCUAAAUGUGUGCGUCUAACAUUUCAGAGAGUAUUUUUCCAGGAUCGGUCGUUCACCCUGCUGAAGACAGUAAGAAGGGUUGCACAUCGCUGCGCAACACAUCGCUAGUUGAUUAGCUUUGGUGGGGUUUGGUGCCUUUCACACUCGGGUUAGACGAAAGUCGCACGAGUUGCACAUUUCUGACGUCCUUAUCUGUUUAAGAAGCUGGGCGAUGUAUGUAGAGACACUACAGACCAUUUAAACGCUACCUUUUGUUUGAUUUAUUAUUGUUUUUAAUGUCUGGUGGGCUUUUUAAUGUUUCCCAGGCUUAGAUUCUGGCUGCGCUGUCUUUAAAUCUACCACCUGGCGCGUUUCACCCAGUGAUGUGGGAUAUAACUGUGGAAUCUGUCACCAAAUUCUUUUUUUUUUUUUAUAUAUAUAUAUAUAAACCCCUCCCACUGCUUCCUCUCUACCACUGUGGACAAACGUGCAACAUACUACACAGUCAUGUAUAAAACAGUAUUUCUAAUUUAUAAUGUAUCAAGUAUUUUAAUCUGUUGUUUUAUUAGUAUGCGUACGAAUAUGUUGCACAGUCUGUAGGUUGGUUGUUAUGGAGAGCAUGUUCUGUUCAAGGGUUUAAACCCCUCCCCUUCCCCCUUUUUAAAUUUUUUUUAUUUUUUUUUUAUUUUUAAGGCACUCCUUUCACGAACACUCUGACGGACCUGAGAAACUCCAGCUUGUUAUCCAUUUUUUUUGCCUGUAAAUCCAAUUGUGUAACAUUUGAAUAAUAAACCGUGGUUAUUACAGGA
This is a messenger RNA of Astyanax mexicanus (Mexican tetra), 7636 nucleotides long. It is a transcript of the gene lamc1, whose product is annotated as laminin, gamma 1. NCBI's taxonomy places the organism in Eukaryota, Metazoa, Chordata, Actinopteri, Characiformes, Acestrorhamphidae. The transcript has 28 exons. Gene Ontology annotation, molecular function: extracellular matrix structural constituent. Bases 468 to 5255 code for a protein of 1595 amino acids. The record is from RefSeq and is a predicted model, not a curated record.